This is a messenger RNA of Haemonchus placei, 252 nucleotides long. The record is from the annotation of a GenBank genome assembly. NCBI's taxonomy places the organism in Eukaryota, Metazoa, Nematoda, Chromadorea, Rhabditida, Trichostrongylidae.
CCGGAUGUACGAUACAACUUCCAGAAGGAUACUUCUUUAGUCAACCACACACCAUACGAGUACGGCAGUGUCAUGCAAUAUGCCACCACCGCAUUCGCCUCAAGUGGGAACUCGAUGACACCUCGCACAGCUGGAUUUGGCCGCACCAUGGGAUCGCAAGUUGUCUCAUUUUUCGAUAUCAGAAUGUUAAAUAUCUUCUACCAAUGCAACGGUAAGUCACGAAUUCAGCUAUUUUUGUCAUAUUUUCCAUGA